GGGGCGCCCGGACUGUAGUACCCUUGACUUCUGGCCGGCUCCAUCUCCCGUAGUACCGAUGGCGAAAGAGGCCCAAGUAGAAGGCCACCCUUCCUGUGUCCCUAACGAUGCCUUGCGAAGCUGAAAGGGAGGCCGCGCCCCUUGACUUCAAGCCUCGACUCCUUCCGGGGCAGCGCCCAGGGUAGCAGCCACAUCUGAGGACCAGAGCCACUUUGGGAAGCUGGAACCUGUGAUCUCCGUGUCUCCACCUGUCUGGGGCUGGUGAUGACCUUCAGAACCCACCUCAGUAAAUGACAUCACCAGAAAGACUUGGGGACUUGGGAGCACUCAGGAGAGCCUUUCUCUGAGACAUGAAGCUUUGGGGCCAAAUGCUGUGGGCCCUCCUGUCUGGCCCAGGAAGGAAAGGAGGCACCCGGGGCUGGGCCUUCAGCUCAUGUCCACCCCAUUCACCUCUGGCUGGGUUGGUGAGUGCCACAGAGCUGGUCAGCCACUGGACAGCAGUCUUUGAAGAGAGAGGCAUUCCUGAGGCCCGGGAAUCCAGUGAGUACAUCGUGGCUCAUGUCCUUGGAGCCAAAACAUUUCAGAGUCUGAGGCCAGCACUUCGGACCCAGCCACUGACCUCUCAGCAGCUACAGUGCGUCCAGGAGCUGAGUAGCCGCAGACUGCAGAGGAUGCCAGUGCAGUACAUCCUCGGGGAGUGGGACUUCCAGGGACUCAAUCUGAAGAUGGCGCCCCCAGUGUUUAUCCCUCGGCCAGAGACAGAGGAGCUGGUUGACUGGGUGCUGGAGGAGGAGGCCCAGAGGCCCUGUGCUGCAGGCACCCAAGAUGGUCCCCUUAUCCUGGAGGUGGGCUGUGGAUCAGGGGCCAUCGCCCUCAGCCUGCUGAGCCAGCUCCCCCAGCAGAGCCAAGUCAUUGCUGUGGAUAAGGAGGAGGCCGCCAUCUGCCUAACCCGUGAGAAUGCUCAGAGGCUUCAGUUGCAGGACAGGAUUCGGAUUGUCCCCCUUGAUGUGACCCUAGAGAGGUGGUGGACGCACCUUCUGCCCUGGGGCCCCAUGGACCUGGUGGUCAGCAACCCUCCCUACGUCUUCCACCAGGACAUGGAGCAGCUGGCUCCUGAGAUCUGCAGCUAUGAAGACCCAGUGGCCCUGGACGGCGGGAAGGAGGGCAUGGACGUCAUUAUCCAUAUCCUGGCCUUGGCGCCCCAGCUCCUGAAGGGCUCUGGAAGUGUCUUCUUGGAAGUGGAGCCAAGGCACCCAGGGCUUGUCGGCAGCUGGCUCCGGAGCCAGCCUGACCUGCACCUCGAUCUCGUGGCUGUGCGCAGGGACUUCUGUGGGAGGCCUCGAUUCCUGCAUAUCCGGAGAUCCGGACCCCAGUGUGGCUGCCCUGUGGGCACCUAACCAGGGCUCCAGCCUGCCUGAGUGCCUGCCUGACCUUCCUUUCUGGAAUGCAGCCCGGGAGAAGGUGGAUGGUGCCUUCCAGAAUCCCAGAUGCUCAUGGCAUUUCCUGUGGCUCUGCGAUUCCCCAUGCUCCACAUUUCUGGGAGACUUGGGGGUAGAAGCCAGGCUGGGGGUGUCCUUCCUGGGGUGGCAAAGAGCAGGGGCGUCCACAGCCCAGCUCGGGAGCUGGAUGGACUUGGGUUCUCAGUCUGGCUCCAUCAGAUCAUUGUGGCCAAGGACAAGUUUCUCAGUGUCUCUGCUGAUGGCACAGGGGUGGCCCGAGGCCCACCCUCCGAGUUGUUGGGGAGGUAUUGGGAGAUAUGGCCAGUAAAAACCAAUAAAUAGUGACCUAAUGUUUUUGUUACUGUGAUUUCUGGGCCCCUUUCUACCCCAGCAGGGAGCAAUGUGGAUGGAGGCCCAUGAGUGCUCGCUCCUGGUCCUGGAUGCCUUGGGACUUGGCACUGAG
Molecule: messenger RNA, 1902 nt
Organism: Trichechus manatus latirostris (Florida manatee)
Lineage: Eukaryota; Metazoa; Chordata; Mammalia; Sirenia; Trichechidae
Gene: HEMK1
Product: HemK methyltransferase family member 1
Exons: 11
Coding region: 351-1397 (348 amino acids)
Biological process (GO): protein methylation
Cellular component (GO): mitochondrion
Molecular function (GO): nucleic acid binding; protein methyltransferase activity
Source: RefSeq, a predicted model, not a curated record